Phycomyces blakesleeanus NRRL 1555(-) is the source of this 1545-nucleotide messenger RNA. RefSeq lists its product as hypothetical. Gene Ontology annotation, molecular function: DNA replication origin binding. The record is from RefSeq and is a predicted model, not a curated record. The transcript is spliced from 8 exons. NCBI's taxonomy places the organism in Eukaryota, Fungi, Mucoromycota, Mucoromycetes, Mucorales, Phycomycetaceae. Gene Ontology annotation, biological process: DNA replication initiation; DNA replication. Gene Ontology annotation, cellular component: nuclear origin of replication recognition complex; nucleus. The coding region runs from base 1 to 1506 and encodes 501 amino acids.
AUGAGUAACGACAUACAAGAGAUUCAGCAUGAUCUGCAAUUGCGUUAUCCAGGCCGAUCAAAGGAGAUCUCUAUUCUAUUGGGACUUAUGGGAAACCCAAGCGAUGCCGUAGUACCUAGUGUGUUUAUAUAUGGCCACCCUUCGUCUGGAAAAACUAGCGUCGUUAAAGCUGUCAUGGAACGAACUUUAAGACGCUCUUCAUGGGCACAUGUGAAUUGUGUCGAACGUCACACACCACGCAUGUUGUUUGAACAUGCUUUGAAUCAAUGGUGCGAUUGGACACCAGCUUGGGAAAACAAAUUUAUGAAUGUUUGCAAGGCAGAUACCGCUCUUCAGUUUGUAAAGGCAAUUCAAGAAGGUGUCAUGGUUGGGAACAAAAAGAGACAGCUGGGCAUUGAUAGCACUUUGUAUUUGGUAUUGGAUAGAGCAGAGAGAUUGAGAGACAUGCCUCCAACUUUAUUACCAGUGCUAUUAAGAUUAUCAGAAAUGACGCAACGCAACAUUUGUGUUAUUCUCAUAAGCACAGUUGUGUUUGAGAAGUUCCGUGUAAAAGGCGGGAGUUAUGAACCCCUCUUUAUCCGCUUUUCAGAUUAUUCCAAACAGGAUACUCUUCAGAUAAUUCUACUGGACUUUUUGGCUUCUGAACGGCGAAUUGCCAUCAAUCCAAAUGAGAGUGAGGAGGAGGAAAAUGGUCAUGGUCAUGGAGAUGAAAAGGGAGAACUAAAGAUUGUGGAAUUGGAUGACGAUUUCUUUAUGAGCUUUGCUGAGAUCAUUUAUUCUAUCUUCAACCACAAUUGCAAGGAUCUUAAUGAGCUUCGGUAUUUUUCUGCUCUCCUGUUUCCUCUAUACCUUCAGCCUGUUCAGCAGGGGCGCGUCGAAGUACAUGAAAAAGCCAAGUUGUUCAAGUUUGCACAGCCUUAUUUUGCCGAAGCAACCGGGAAACUUUAUUUGAGAGAGAUAUCAAGUGCAGAGUGGAUCAAAGAAACUAACGAGUUGGAAGAACACGAACCAACCGACAAACCCAACCAUACGUUCUUAGCACAGACUCAAGCCCAUGAAAAAUCUGGUUUCGAUCUACCGUAUUAUACAAAGUUCCUCUUACUUGCGUCUUACCUGGCUUCCUACAAUCCGGCCCGCUUUGAUGUCCGGUACUUUGCAAAGAUGGGAGAAGAACGGAGGAAGAAGAAAGGAGGAGGAACCCAUAAAUCAAGGGCAGGGCAACCGGGGGGUGGAAAGAUGAGGCCGCAGCUCCUGGGUCCAAAAGCAUUUCCGAUAGAACGCAUGCUUGCCAUAUUUUAUAGCAUUAUUGAUGAACCGUUGGAAGACACAGUUGAUAUUCAACUCCAGAUCACUAGCUUAACAACUCUUCGUCUCUUGGUUCGUUCCACCAAUAUGGACCGAUUGGAUUCUGCCAAGUAUAAAUGCAAUGUUAGUUUUGAGUUUAUCAGGGCAGUUGCCAAGAGUGUCCGUUUUGAGAUUGAGAAAUAUCUUUAUGAUUUCUGCUAGAAAUAACAAUAAUAAAUUUCCAUACAAUUUGACAUAUUC